Perognathus longimembris pacificus (Pacific pocket mouse) is the source of this 608-nucleotide messenger RNA. Its product is annotated as low molecular weight phosphotyrosine protein phosphatase-like. Gene Ontology annotation, cellular component: cytoplasm. NCBI's taxonomy places the organism in Eukaryota, Metazoa, Chordata, Mammalia, Rodentia, Heteromyidae. Gene Ontology annotation, molecular function: acid phosphatase activity; non-membrane spanning protein tyrosine phosphatase activity. The coding region runs from base 42 to 518 and encodes 158 amino acids. The transcript has a single exon. The record is from RefSeq and is a predicted model, not a curated record. Gene Ontology annotation, biological process: protein dephosphorylation.
GCGCCGACGUGGUCUUUAGGCGCCAGUGACCACCCAGGAAGAUGGCGGAACAGAGUUCCAAAUCCGUACUAUGCGUGUGUCUAGGUAACAUUUGCCGGUCACCCAUCGCAGAAGCAGUUUUCAGAAAACUUGUAGCUGACCAAAAUGUUUCGGAUAAUUGGGCCAUUGACAGUGGGGCUGUUUCCGACUGGAACGUGGGUCGUGCCCCAGAUCCAAGAGCUAUGAGCUGCCUAAGAAAUCAUGACAUUAGCACAACCCAUAAGGCAAGACAGGUCACCAAAGAAGACUUUGCUACAUUCGACUACAUGCUGUGUAUGGAUGAAAGCAAUCUGAGAGAUUUGAAUAGAAAAAGUAAUCAAGUUAAAAACUGCAAAGCUAAAAUUGAACUACUUGGGAGCUAUGAUCCACAAAAACAACUCAUUAUUGAAGAUCCCUAUUAUGGAAACGACUCCAACUUCGAGCUGGUGUAUCAGCAGUGCCUCCGGUGUUGCAAGGCCUUCCUAGAGAAGGCCCACUAGGUUAGCACUGCCCACAGCCAAGCCAACAACUCGCCCACUAGUCCUGUGCCUAAGUGAAGAAGCUUUCCUUAGCCCCAGCCCCUGUUGUUU